Molecule: messenger RNA, 1101 nt
Organism: Schistosoma curassoni
Lineage: Eukaryota; Metazoa; Platyhelminthes; Trematoda; Strigeidida; Schistosomatidae
Source: the annotation of a GenBank genome assembly
AUGAAUAAAGGAAACCGUAGUUCUUCACAACUUUGGAGUAUUCUUGCACACGCAGUCAAGUGUAGUUACAAAGAAGGAAAGCCUAAAUUAUCUUGUAGCAGGCACUUUGAAACUAGUCGUUUGACGGAAAAGGUUUUUGAAGUCCAUCUAUUAGAACAGUCCGCCGAGAUAGAUGAAAAUACUUUGUGGUUGGAACUUGUACCGCGUCCGGUUAUUCACCAGUCAAAUGAUUCACUUGAAUUACCCACCAUUGUUUCUUCUUUACAUGUACGGAUCUAUAAAACACUUAGUAUCGCUAAAACAACCGACUCUUCUUGUAUGAAUCCAUUGUUAGAUGUGUUAACUGGUUUCGAUAACACAGGGAAUGUUCACUUAUGGUCUAGUGAAAUUUUAUUGGCCCACAGUAUGUUCUUUGAUUGCCUUUAUCCUGGUCUAUGGAAUGAAUUGUAUAAUAAUUUUAGUGAUCAUCCGAUUGAAAACGUCUGUGAAUUAUGUGCUGGUAUGACUGGUGCUGCUGGUUUAGCUAUUUCUUUACGCAAAUAUUCAAAUAUAUUUAAAACGUCAUAUGUGUUGAUUACUGAUGGUAAUGAUCAAUGUGUUGCAUCUGUCUCCUCUAUUAUUGAGCAUAAUUCUAAACGCUUAUUGGAUAAUUGCAAUCUUGAUCAAGAUUUCCUGUUACAUAUGGACGUAAAAAAUAUACGAUGGCCAGAAGAUUCUUCACGGUCAUCAUCGUCAUUGAUUGCUGAGCUAGAUGAAUCGUUAGUUCAUCGAUUUGAUUUAAUUAUAGCAGCUGAUUGUUUCUUUGACCAAUCCUACCACCUCAGUAUGUUAAAUACAAUCAAUAGACUACUGUCUUUACAAUCUGGAUCAACAUUUCUAGCUAUUUCACCUUUACGUGGUAAUAGUUUGCAUAAUUUUAUUAAUUUGGCUUAUCGAAUGGAGCAAACUUAUAGUUGGACUGUCAAAUUAAUACCACCUUCAGACUACUUAUCAUCACAGUUUAUAAGUUAUUUAAUUGAUGAAUCAAAUCGUGUUCAAUUUAAUGACAGUGAAUUAGAUAAUAAAAUUGGUCAUUUGAUUGCUUUUACACGAACUAACUAG